This is a messenger RNA of Porites lobata, 5335 nucleotides long. NCBI's taxonomy places the organism in Eukaryota, Metazoa, Cnidaria, Anthozoa, Scleractinia, Poritidae. The record is from the annotation of a GenBank genome assembly.
AGCAGUUCUUUCACCGGAUUGAAUUUUUCAGGAGUUCCGCUUUAUGAGCCGGUGGGUUGUUUUCUGGACAGCGGCAUUUCACCUCAUCCUAUGCCUCUGCUUCUUAAGAAUUUCCGUCCGGAAAUGAAAUGGGAUGACAUCACUGCUGUGAUUGACUGGUGCGCGCGCUUAGCGCAUGACCGAAGUCUGAGGUAAAAAAAUAAUUUUUUCAUAGCUGAAUUUUCUGACAUAACUGCACAGUUUAUGCUGGUCACAACAUGAAAUGACACCAUUUCGAAUUUUGGCAAGAGGACGGUCGGACACCUAUUGCAAGACGAAAGAGACUGCCCUAGGGAUUUAGAACCUUCCCCUAAAUGAAAAUGUAAGCAGUGAAAAACCACAGACCAUUAUUUUUUUGACGGAGGGUGGGAAGGGGGGGGGGGUUAAGGGGUUGGAAAAUUUUCACAUGCAAACAGUUUUUUUGUGUUACCGUCUUCAUGCAAACACUUUAAUUUUUACUUCCAUAAAAUUUAUUUCAGUGCGUACAGCCUCUGCAAACAAUCUAUUUCACAAUUUUCCAACCCCGCUUCCCCACCGCCCCGUCAAAAAAAUAAUGGUCCGUCCCUCACCUUUUUUAAUUUGCAUACUUUAUUUAUAUGCAAAUUUCCUACAAUAAGUCGUCUAUUCUUUCUUAAGAGUCUAGGAGCAACCUCGUCCCCAGGGCGCUUUUCCUCCAAUAAAGCCAGGGAAAAGCGCCCUGGGGACGAGGUUGGUCUCGGAGCGCUAAGAUAGUUAACAGUGAUUCAUAACGACCUUGCCUUAACUUUUGUAGUGAUAGACAGGGACCCCUCUUGGAGACCUAGAGGCAGAAAGUCGGUUCCGAAGAAGCCACGCCGUUUCCCCUGACCCGACUUUUCCUGGGUCUCCGAGGAUGGGAGGACUCCACAAUCCCCCAGCGGGACUGAAGGUCUGCUUACGAUCUCAGCAACGCCUCCCACGCAGGAGUUAGGGGAGUUCGUUUUUCAUCCCUCCCCACAAACGCCUGCUCAACCGAGAACAACAUUCCUUUCCCACUGUUUUAUUUGCGUCGUAAGUGGCUAAUCAAUAGUUGUAAAAUAGAGUGUUGACAGGCUAAACACGACUAAAACGUGACCCUAGAGUUACCGGUUUCUCUCUUUUCUUUCGUUCGCUAAGGUUAUGCAGUGCAUGAAGUAUUCUAAAAUUUGACUAAAUCUUACUUUUGCCGCUCUGAAUCUAACUUUUAUUAGAGGUCAGAAAGCUUUCCCAGUGUUUCAUGCAGAUCGAAUAAUUAUCAGAUUACCUUGCGGUCAAGGUCAACUUCCCAGAAUAUGAUUGGCUAAGCUUGGGAAAGGAAUGUUGUCUUCGGUUGAGCAGGCGUUUGUGGGGAAGGAUGAAAAACGAGCUCCCCUAAAAACGCCUGCGUGGGAGGCUAAGCAACGCUAGAUCUUAUUUUCUUUUAACGGUUGAAUACUGUGCUAGGCGGAUAAAAGCCUCAUCCAAGUUCGUUAACACAAAUGUUGAUAACCGAUGAUAUUGUUCGGAGAACCCCUGAUGUCAAAGGUUGAGAAUGAAUCUCAUUUGUUUUAUAUUUAUCUUAAAUUAGUUAUUUUGGGCUACAGAAUUAUGGUGAAUGUUGGUCCGGAGAAACCGCUGGUCAAACAUACAGCCGUGACGGUCGGGCAGAAAACUGUAAGAGUGGUGUAGGGCUGAGUCAAUCUACUUACUUUGUGUAUAAGUUUUUCGACUAUGGGGAUAAGGGUAAGUUUUUCAGUGAUAUAACCAGUUUAGCCUUCCCAAACUUAAGGAGAACAAUAACGUGCAACUGCUACCCUUUCUCACGAGGUUGGCAGACAUAGGGCUCAUGUUUCAGUGACAAGUCUGCUUGUCUGCGCUCGUUAUACUUCCACUGGCUUUGCGCGACACAUGUUUUGGGGCAAAAUUGUCCUUGCGAGAUGUAGCAUCAAGAACUUUCUAGUCAAGGUGCUUUUUACGUGAGCAAAAUAGAGCUUAGAACAGCACGGGACGGCGAAAAAAAACCUGACACAUGACUCAGUUAGCAUUUUCUUCAAACUUUUAUUGAAACUUUUGCGUUAAAAUCUGCAUUUUGGGACAAAAUUAUAGCCACCGUAUUGUUCAUCUAAAUUCUUUUAUAAAGAACAAAAGAUCGAUGCUCAGAUUUCAAUCCACAACGGCCCCAUUAACAGAGGGUGGUCUGUCUGUGAUGGAAUCAGCAUUUUAUCCAUGCAGUUGAAGGAAACCGAUCCCAGGCAGGUGGGGUACCUGCUCAGGUGGGGGUAAAAAGAUAAUCUGCGUUUUCAUGCAAUCUUACAACCCCACCAUCCCGGGGUAAUUUUUUUUCAAGAUUGCUAAAUGCGUGGUCGCUCACUUUUGGUUGUUAAUGCUCUUCUACUCUGACUUGCUUCUCUUGAUGGAACCUUUCAUUGCUGUUGUCCCUUGCAAAGCCGGCUACCAAAGGCAGUCUGUUGAAUUUGGCGCGAAUUUGAUGUAACACGAAUCCGUUCCCAGCCAUAAGGGUUUGCCCGACCUCGAAACGUUUACUGCAUGGCAAACUUUGAUCCCGGCUGUGAGGGUUACCCGGUCUUGCGCGGUGCAGAGAGGGCACCCCGCCUCUGCAGGUUACCCAACCUAUCAUGUAAUCAUGAUCAAUUCAAAAUGCGAGAUUCUAUCGAUGGGCGGGUUUCGGUUCCCCACCUCCAUGUAAACAUGCCCUUACUUUCCUUGUGUUGAAUUCUCGUCCCUGUUAUGAGUGUGUUUAUAAAGCGCGUAGUCGCCAUUUUUGCACAUGUCACACAUGUCACUAUGAGAUGUUCUUUUCGACACGACCCAUUCCGACCAACCCUGUAUACGUAGUUUGUCCGCGGUUACUUUUCAAUUCCCUCCAAGAGAAGAUAAAGGGGACAGAGAAGGCAUCCCCCAUACACACCCUGUUACGUAGGUAAUUCGUCUCGAGUUAUUUUUAGAAUCGGGAUAAAGUUACCUCGCGCGCAGCGUGGAUGUUUCGUGGAGGUUUCGCAUGACUAAACGCCGUGCAAAACGUGUCGAGCGAAAGGCAAUGAAAGCGUAAAGAGAUCGAGAGAAUUUCUGAAUAUUGAAGCGAAAUGAGUCGGCGCUCACCUGAGAAAAGGGAAUAGCUAGACUCUUUGACAACUCGUGAAAUCAGUUUAACUCGAAGUUGUCGUAAACUCAAUGCUUUAAUGAGAUGAGAAAUUUCGCCGGUCUAUUGAAACCGGUCUUUUGUGUAAUAAAGCAAGAAUAAUAAAAGACUAAUAAAAGAAUAAAUAUCAAACCAGAAAUUGCCCUCUUCAAACUGUAAAUAGUAAAUGAUCCUGAGAGAAUACCAGAGAGGAUUUCCCUGCUGUACUGUUCGCUCUAUACAAGAGAGGAAGGGCGAUUCUUUUUUAAUUUCCAUUUCGCUGACACAGCUUUAGCAGAAAUCUCUCUUUAGUCGUUUUCGUCGACAAAACAAAUAGCAAUAUCGCUCUCCUCGACUUCUGCCAUUUUUUUCUGUGCCAAUUCGUGAAGGACGCGUGGCUCUGAGCGUGUCUCAUCCACGCGCUAUGUGAUUGGCUGUUGUCUAAUCCCCCUUGGGAUCUAUGGUCUUAAAAAUAACUCGAGACGAAUUACCUAUGGAAUAGGGUGUGUAUGGGGGAUGCCUUCUCUGUCCCCUUUAUCCUCUCUUGAUUCCCUCUAAUUCUACAUUUUUCAUGAUUUCAUGAUUGUCCGCUAUACUGACCUGCUGUAAGUGAUGGGUAAAUUGGAGUAAAGUUUUCUAUUUCUUUUUCUUCGUGACUCAUUUAGUUCCUGGGUGCAAAGAAAAAUGGAAAGCGCACAACAACUUUUGUUUCAGCGUGUUGACGAAUGACACCUUAACAACAAGUGAGAUGAAAGACGUCUGCAUUGAAAAUAAAGGAGAGUUGGUUUAUGCGAUGAAUAAAAGAAGUUUUUAUUUGGCCGAACAGUUUCUUUACACGAUGCAGCUGAAUGCAGAGACAAACUCAUCUCGCCGUGUUGUACUUGGUCCUGCUAACGCAAGUUCCUUCGCAACUCUACCUGUUUCUCAUAGUUCUGUGUACUCCGUCGCAACGCAUACCUGUGCAUAUAGAGAUUCCAGUCAGUUGAAAGUGGAGCCGUGCGAUGUGAACAAUUACGACUAUUUAUGUAUGACACUUAGAGGUAAUCAGUGUUGUGCACGCAAAUUACUUUGUUUUUUAAUUUCCCAAAGACUUUGUUUCAUUUUAAAAGGAAGGGCGACGGAUGCACAUACAAAGAAGCCUGCUUAGCAGGAGCAGGAUUUUUUUGGCGCGAUUGGAGAAAUCUCGAGGACUCUCGCGCGAGGCAAGGAAAGCAGGGGUGGUCGCCAUUUCGCUCAUUCCCCUUGCUCUGUCUGAAACUUGUAAACGGCACCUGCCAUGCGGGGUAUAGAGAAAGCAAUAGAAUAUCUCGAGAAGAGAACUUCACCUCCUGUGGGUGGCCAUGGUCGUCAUGAGAAAUCCUUGCAAUACCGAAGAAACUGCCAUGAUUUGAGCUUUGAUGCAUCAUUGUCCACGCUCUUUUUCAAGUCGAUGUUUGUAACAAAUGCCUGAUCACUGACGAGGAGUUCUAAUCAUUUUACUGAUAGAACUGGUUACCAUGGCAUCCGUAUAACAGUAAAUCAAAGGAAACCCUUACAAGUAACUCAGAGCCACCUUAACUUUUUAAAAAUUAACCCAAGGUGGCAGUCUUAUCACUUCGCCACAAACUUCAUUUUAAAUUUGAAAAAAUCCUGCUCUUUUAACGCUCGAAUAUUUGUAAUAAUAAUCAGUGUUGGGAUUUAAAUUUAAAUAAGGAGGGUUUUUAGGAGCCAAUUCAGUUGCUAUGGUAACCCCCUUUGUCACAUUAAUUCCCACAUCUUUACUGCUAAUGACUGGACAUUUGUUCAAUGUCAACUAAAAAUGAAUGGUAAUACACUGAUUCCUUAAUCUUUAAAUGUAGUUUAUGUUGGAUGCUGGUGUUGUCCGUCCUGAUACUGAAAUGGCCGUGAAUGAUUUUAUUUUUAGAGGCAGACCCAGUGGUUGGAAAGUUGGCCCAGCUUGGCACAGACACCGCCAUACCAGGCCACGUGAUCAAAAAAAUGCUAGUUGAUGACGUAAUCGCAUGUGCUCGUGAAUGCCUUCUUUACCUGAAUUGUUUGUCAGUUAAUUACGAAUACAAACCGACGGGCGACCGAGAUUUUCCGAUGUUAGGAAGAAUCUGCGAGCUGAAUGACGAGACGAAGAAAGACGUCCAUCUUCAUAGACGAGAUGGCUACAAAUAUUAUGAGAGAUUCAACAUUUAA